Messenger RNA from Penicillium cataractarum, 225 nucleotides. RefSeq lists its product as uncharacterized. The coding region runs from base 1 to 225 and encodes 74 amino acids. NCBI's taxonomy places the organism in Eukaryota, Fungi, Ascomycota, Eurotiomycetes, Eurotiales, Aspergillaceae. The record is from RefSeq and is a predicted model, not a curated record. The transcript is spliced from 4 exons.
AUGGGUAACGGAGCCAAGGCCAACCAGAAGCGUGAGCGCAACAAUGCCGACAAGAGCAAGGUUGCCAAGUCGCAGACUAAGACCAAUGAGAAGGCCAUGAACAUCCAGUGCAAGGUCUGCCUGCAGACUUUCCUGCAGACUACCAAGGCCCCUGCUCUGCUUGAGCACGCUUCCAACAAGCACAAGAAGGGUCUUGCUGACUGCUUCCCUGGUGUGAGCGCAUAA